Molecule: messenger RNA, 2872 nt
Organism: Cherax quadricarinatus
Lineage: Eukaryota; Metazoa; Arthropoda; Malacostraca; Decapoda; Parastacidae
Source: RefSeq, a predicted model, not a curated record
UAGGAGGGGGGGGGAAACAUGGGUGGGGACUAAGAAAUAACAAGACUGUGAGAGGACUUUACCAUCAGUGAGUUAUAGUAGGUGGUGGUGACCAGGUCUCUACACUUAAGACAACUCGACCAGUUUCAGAAUGUGUGUUGUGCUGAUGCUUCUGGUUGGGGCCCUGGUGGCCCAUGGCCAUCCCACAGACCACAGUGGUAAUGGAUUGGAGUUCGUAUUGAGGAACAUCUCGGCGCUGUGGGAGGAAGUUAACGACCUGCGCCAGGAAGUUAAUCAUCACCUACACGAUGGACACAGCGAACUCUCACAUGACCAGAUUAUGGAAGAGACUGCAAUCUUGCAACAUGAGCAUCACGUUCAUCAUCUGAAUCAUCCUCACGAGGGACACAAUGAUCACCAUAAUAAUGAAAUGCUUCAGCACCUGAGCACACACCAUGGGCACCAGCGUGGUGGCCAGCCAGGUCAUGAGGACCCCAGCCAGGAUGAUGGUAGCAACGACGAUGACCAAGACAGCAGCCAGGAAGCAGCGCCAGGACCUUCCACCGGCCAUCCUGAAGAUGACCAUGACCGCCAUGGUCUCCACUCUGACGAGGAUGGUCAGGACCCCCUUCAGGACGAUGAUGAUCCUGUGUCACACACUCAUUGCCUCAAAUGUCAGCAUUCUCACGGACACGGUCACAAACAUAAAGGUGGGCAUGCUCAUGGACGAGGCCAUGGCCAUGCACAUGGACAUGACCAUGGACCUGGACACACUCAUGAACACGAAGAAGGCCAUGAACAUGGAGACAGCCAUGAAAAUGGAGACGGUCAUGAGCAUGGACCUGGACAUGGCCAUGGACAUGCACACGGACAUAGCCAUGCUCACAGACAUGACCAUGGACCUGGACACACUCAUGAACAUGAAGAAGGCCAUGAACAUGGAGAAAGCCAUGAAAAUGAAGACGGUCAUGAGCAUGGACACAGUCACGACGACCACGACCACAAGGACCCAGACCACAAUCGUCUUCACAGCGACGAAAAUACUUCGCCCGGACGAAGACCACAGCAACAGCAGCGGCAGGAGCGCUGGGUACACGCCGUCUGUAAACUGAAACCUAACGCUGAUCUGCCCAGCUCCUCCGUCAGGGGAAACAUCACUAUCUCCCAGAGGAAAGACAAGAAGGGUCCUGUCUACUUCGACCUUGAUCUUACUGGCUUCGAUGUCUCGCAAGGGCGCCUACAUGGCUUCCACAUUCACGAGAAUCCUGCCAGUGAAUAUCGCUGUGGUACUGCUGGAGCUCACUUCAAUCCCUUCUCUGUUGCCCAUGGUGGGCCUAGCAGCACUCCUAGGCACGUGGGUGACCUGGGAAACAUAGAAGUGGAUGAAAACGGAGAGCUACAUGGAUACAUCAUGUCUGAUACUCAGGUGGCCUUCCUUGGUCCGAACUCCAUCAUUAACAAGGCUAUUGUGGUCCAUGCUCGGGAAGAUGACUUGGGCCUUGGUGGGCAUCCCGAUAGCCUAACCACUGGCAACGCUGGAGGCCGCCUUGCCUGCUGCAAUAUUUCCUUACAGUCACGCGUGAAAUUCAGGUUUAAGGGCUAAGAAUCCGAAGAGAGGUUGCAGUCGAUGUCCACCCGCAUCUUCAGACUCCAGACUGAAGGGGCAGGAGUGGACACGAAAGGGCUCAGACCAUUCUCAGGUUUCGGGCCUGAAAAUGAUUUGAAUUUUCUUUUUUAGAGUCACAAGUUGUCAGGCUGAACUUGUUGACGUUCAGAGCCUUUUCAGAUCUAUGGAGUGUUUAAAAUUUAGGAUUUUCUGAAGUUCCAGAGCUGAGGAGGGUCUGAGCGUCUAAUGAUAUGAAAAAGUGUUUUGUAGCCCUCAAUUGUCCUCCGAUCCUAGAUAGCACUCUUUGUGUGUGUGUGUGUGUGUGUGUGUGUGUGUGUGUGUGUGUGUGUGUGUGUGUGUGUGUGUGUGUGUGUGUGUGUGCACAUGUAUGUGCGUGUGCUUGCUCGUAUUCUCACUUAUUUGUGAUUGCAGGGGUUGAGUCUCAGCUCCUAGCCCUGCCUCUUAGCUUGCCACUUGUAACAGUUAUUCCAUUCUAGCCUCGUCUGCAACUUCCCUCCAAUACUUCGUCGAGGUUAUUCAACUUCCUAACAUCCCUCUGAUUCCUGUGUUUUUAACUUCCAGUUACGCCCUCAUGUGUAUACAUACGCAUUUUGUCGUAGGUUACUGCCAUUAAAUAUAACAGCCAAGCUACUAUGAAGAUUGAACCCUGGCAAAGGUGGAUCCAGUCGGUGUUCUUCCAGGAUGGUAGACGAGGUCAGGUUAGGUCAGAUGCUUCAGGAAGAAAGUCAAGUGUUUCCUGACGCUGGUCUUAGUCACAUAACCCGCCACUGGAGCUUUUGGUCAUCUGACUGAUGCCUUCCGCUGAAAGACGUUGCAGGACAAACUCAUUGGGACAAUGUUUUAAUGUCGCGAUAAAACAACCAAGCAAGGUUUUGUUUUCAAUAUUGUUAGUAAUAAACCACUUUAAUUCACGUUCUACUUUAUCAUUAAUAUUUUUCAUUUGCAUUAUCACUUGGUUUUUGCUUUUGCUGUGAAUUUAAUAAAUAUAUUUUAUUUUCUCCUUUAUUUUCAGCAAGUAAAAUAUGUUUUUAUUCUUUAUUAAUAAAACAUAUAGAGGUGUUUUUAUUUAGUAUUUCAAUAUUUUAUUAAUCCAGAGUUUUGGUUAUGUUAAAAAUAGGCUUGCUUCUGCAUUUAAAAAAAUAUCUGCUGAAUUAUAGUCAUGAGGAUUUUCACAUGAGCUUCGAGGGUGAAUACAAGUAUUUUACAAAUGUACUUUUUUUGGUAUGGAAGUGUAUGUCAUAAUAUAAGACGUGUAUUCCUCGAAAA